Messenger RNA from Opisthocomus hoazin, 1755 nucleotides. The record is from RefSeq and is a predicted model, not a curated record. Lineage: Eukaryota; Metazoa; Chordata; Aves; Opisthocomiformes; Opisthocomidae.
AUGCGGGAGAAGGACCUCCAGCACAUCUCCCAAUCAAUUCAAACUCUGAAGAAUGCUGUGGAGAGUGUGCAGACCAUGCAGGAGUCCACACAGCGUGACCUUCAGAAACUCGCAGCAGACCUGGAGAACCAACUAGGCAGGACUGUGGAGGCAAAGAUCACAAGAGCCCUGGAAUCCAUGCAGGAGAAAAUCACAAGGGUCCUGGAAUCCAUGCAGGAGAAGAACCUCCAGAACAUCUCCCAACCAUCUCAAACUCUGCAGAAUGCUGUGGAGAAUGUGCAAACCAUGCAGGAGUCCACACAGCGUGACCUUCAGAAACUCACAGCAGACCUGGAGAACCGACUAGGAAGGACUGUGGAGGCAAAGAUCACAAGGGCCCUGGAAUCCAUGCGAGAGAAGGACCUCCAGCACAUCUCCCAACCAUCUCAAACUCUGCAGAAUGCUGUGGAGAAUGUGCAAACCAUGCAGGAGUCCACACAGCGUGACCUUCAGAAACUCACAGCAGACCUGGAGAACCAGCUAGGAAGGACUGUGGAGGCAAAGAUCACAAGGGCCCUGGAAUCCAUGCGGGAGAAGGACCUCCAGCACAUCUCCCAGUCAUCUCAAACUCUGCAGAAUGCUGUGGAGAAUGUGCAAACCAUGCAGGAGUCCACACAGCGUGACCUUCAGAAACUCACAGCAGACCUGGAGAACCAGCUAGGAAGGACUGUGGAGGCAAAGAUCACAAGGGCCCUGGAAUCCAUGCGAGAGAAGGACCUCCAGCACAUCUCCCAACCAUCUCAAACUCUGCAGAAUGCUGUGGAGAAUGUGCAAACCAUGCAGGAGUCCACACAGCGUGACCUUCAGAAACUCACAGCAGACCUGGAGAACCAACUAGGAAGGACUGUGGAGGCAAAGAUCACAAGGGCCCUGGAAUCCAUGCGAGAGAAGGACCUCCAGCACAUCUCCCAACCAAUUCAAACUCUGAAGAAUGCUUUCCAGACCAUGCAGGAGUCCACACAGCGUGACCUUCAGAAACUCACAGCAGACCUGGAGAACCGACUAGGAAGGACUGUGGAGGCAAAGAUCACAAGGGCCCUGGAAUCCAUGCGGGAGAAGGACCUCCAGCACAUCUCCCAGUCAUCUCAAACUCUGCAGAAUGCUGUGGAGAAUGUGCAGAUUGUACCAGAGUCCACACAGCGUGACCUUCAGAAACUCACAGUAGACCUGGAGAACCAACUAGAGUUUUUCAAAAUACAGCGCUACAAAGUGGAUGUCACCCUGGAUGCUGACACAGCUCACCCCAGAUUGGAAAUCUCUGACGACGGGAAGAGUGUGAAAGAUACUGGCACCAUCAGAUACUUGCCCAGCAACGAGAAGAGAUUUGAUUCCCACAUUUUUGUGCUGGCAAAGGAAGGAUUCACAUCUGGGAAACACUACUGGGAAGUAGAUGUUAGCGACAGAAAAAGCUGGGCCUUGGGUAUUGCCCAGGAAUCUGUGACUCGCAAAGGGACAUUGACGCUGUCCCCUAAGAAUGGCUUCUGGGGCAUAGUUUGCAGUGGGAAGGUGCAAAAGCUUGGUAUCUUCCUGGACAUCUCAGCCAAGCAGCUGUCGUUUUACAAUGUCCGUAAGAAAGCAGCUCUGUACACUUUUACCAUUGCUGAUGGCAGCAGCCAGGAAGGGAAAGUCCUUCCCUUCUUCUCAGCAGGCUCUGCUACUGCAGAGCCAGACACUGAGCCUUUGAAAAUAGUGCAGGUGUUUGAUGAUGAUGAAUAG